ACUACGUUGAAGAUGCUGAGCAAUUGGAACAGUACUUCAUGACAUCUUUCAGCAACCUACCGUCAGACUCUGAAGUGUCAAAAAAAGAUGCUGAAAAACCCGAAAGGAACGACGUUGCCAGUACAUCAGAGGGCUUAGUUAUACAUGCAAAGACUCCCUUAGAUCCUUCUGAUAAGCAAAAAUCUGAAAAAAGACCUCUCAAAAAACGGCCCCCUAGACGUAGCGUUCCUGUGGACAGUGAAUCUUCCGGGGACGAAACAUCAUUCAUCAGGGACCCAAAGUCUAAAAGGCCUCGUAAAAAUUGCCGAAGGUUUCACGCAUCGCAGCAAUCAAGAGCCAUCCCCACAGUCUCCGAAGUAUCACAAAAGCUAAAACCUACGCGCCCCUCAACUUCAGCUACUACUAGGUAUCACAACGUUGAGUUAUUGAAACAUGUACAUCUGACAAUAGAACAGAUCAUUUACAGACAUCCGGCUAUAAGGGCUCUAGUUUCUGACCCAGAAGUGGCUCAGAAUAUACAAACGUUAAUUACCCUAUUGAAAACACUGGGUUUCUUAAAACAGUAGCAUUGUAUUUGUAGAGCUACAAUGGAGCCACAUCGCAAAAAAACUUGUAAAAGGAAACAUAUUGAAAUUACUGUUGACGAUGAUUCUGACAAUGAUGUUGCUGUGACAGGUGUUCAAAAAAAUAAAACGGUUUCAAUUGAUCCGAGUCAAACGGUGUCAAAUUCUGUGGUUAAUUCUGUAAUCAUUCCCCAAAAUACCUUAAAUUCUGACCCCUCAACAAAUUCCCAUACACCUAGUAUGUCUCCAGCCCCCUGUGGCAGCCCACCCACUGUUCACCCCCAAAAUUUAACCGGUUUUGAGAAUUUUGACUAUCUAGACAAACUAUUAAAUGAUUUAAAUUAUAACGCAUAUAUUUUACCGUCAUUCAGGGCGUUGAUUGAUGAAAUUUUUACAGAUAGUGCCCUGAUAAAUGACAACGCUACUAAUAUAGACCACAAUAACUCCCAGAGCCCUGGGUUUAUUAAUGAUGCUAAAUUGACUCAGAUCAAUUUUGACUCUUUGGAUAAGCUUUUGCAAGAAAUGGCUAGAGAAAAUCAUGUUACUACCGAGAGUGUAGAUGAUAGGGAAAACCAAAUAGGAGAAGGCUUAAACAGUGGGGCUUGUCAGGAUGAUUCUUUUAGCAUAAAAGUCCCGGGGGGUGGUGUAGUACAUGAUGAUCAAGUGGCAGGUCCUUCAGGUUUACAGGCCCCCCAUAGGGGUAGUGACGGUGAUAGAAUUGGUGGGGAAGGUGUACAGCUUCGGCAUAGACCUAUGUUUAACAAUAUCGAAUUGAAACACCCUCUUAACUUUACACAUCUGUAUGACUUGGAUUCCUACGCCGAAGUUUUUACUGUGUUGCAUGAAACGUUAGAGAAUAUGUUGAGUGAGGUUUCUAGAACGCUAAGACCUUCAGACGUCGUUCAGCUUGAAUUGAGAGCAGGAUCCUUAGAUAUACCAGUGUAUGUAAAAAUGACUGGAGACAAUUUAAGUCUAGACGACUUUCUCAGUCAGAUUGAAGCUCUCCUUCAAAGUCAUAGUGAAAUUUUAGCUGAUGACUCUUUGAUGUUGAUUGUCCAGGUUAUUAGGUGUCCGGAAGGAGGUGGUGUUAGGAGAGGUUUGCAGACCUUAAUGAAAAGUGAGCUUAUUAGAAAAAAAGCCAAGCAUCUGAUUAUAUGUUACAACAGAGACAAUCAAUUAUGUUUUCCCUACAGCGUUCUGAGCUUGUUAUUUCCAGAAUUCAGGGGUGCCUAUGAUACGUGUAUGGCUGAGGCUUUAAAACUUCAACAGAGUGUGGGAUUAAGUGAACAUCAAACGGUGUCGUUUGCGGACAUAGAUAAAUUUGAACAGGCUUUAGAUGUUAAAAUUGUGGUCUGGUACAGAUGUCCUCAAAAGGAUGUGUUCCUGAAUCACCAAACAGAUACUCGAGCAAAAAGCAAAACUGUAUUUCUGUUUCUUCAUGAGAAUCAUUUCUAUGGUAUUGUUAACUUGAAAGGUUUUCUGGGUGCAGCCUAUCUGUGUAAUUACUGUUACACCGCAUAUAGUAACCGAUUGGGACAUCGCUGUGAAGGACACUGUAAUGUGUGUUUUUCACCAGCUUGUAACACCGAGUCCUCAGUAAAGGUAAAAUGUAACGAUUGCAAUCGUUAUUGUCGAUCACAGAUCUGUUAUGAUGAGCAUAAGAUUCUCCGAGAUAAAGCCAACUGUGAAAAACAGGCUUCUAUGUGUGACAUUUUAAAACUAUGUACAAGGUGCUAUUCUCUCUAUAAAUGUGACCCUACAAAGCCUCGGACUCAUAAAUGCCUUAGUCCAUACUGUAAGAUAUGUAAAUCAGCAUUGUUACCUCACACUGAUCACAAAUGCUUCAUUCCGGUGCUUAAACCUUAUGAACCCACAGACAAAUAUGUGUUUUAUGAUUUUGAAUGUCGACAGGAAGACGGCGUGCACAUUCCAAAUUAUUUGUACUGCAUCCACAUGAGUGGUGAAUCAUGGUUUUGGGAGGGUGAGGACUGUGUGAAAAAGUUUUUUGAGCGGUAUCGCAGACCCUGUUACGCCGGCUAUACUUUCUUGGCUCACUACGCGAAAUCGUAUGACAGUUAUUUACUGAUGAAUUAUUUAGUGACCAACGGUGUUAACCCUCAUAUCAUAGCUCAGGGUAGCAAGUUAAUGUGUUUUACAGACGAAGCUUUUAAGAUGCGUGUGGCAAAGCGCCCCGCCCCUGGUGCUUUUUUCAUGGUUGUCCCUUGUGCUAUGAUUCUGCCGAUGUAA
Acipenser ruthenus (sterlet) is the source of this 2810-nucleotide messenger RNA. RefSeq lists its product as uncharacterized. The record is from RefSeq and is a predicted model, not a curated record. The coding region runs from base 588 to 2810 and encodes 740 amino acids. NCBI's taxonomy places the organism in Eukaryota, Metazoa, Chordata, Actinopteri, Acipenseriformes, Acipenseridae. The transcript is spliced from 4 exons.